UCAUGUUAUUCCUCCACUGAGGUUGGCGCUGACAGGACGUAGCAUUCAGACACGCUCGGGAGUCAAAAUGACCUCCAAAAUGGUGAUCACGCAGCCUGGGCCCAUUAUGGUCCAGCAGCACUCAAACGAAUGGGGGAGUGGAAUAUGUGACUGUUGCAAUGACGUCCCCAUGUGUUGUUUCGCAUUCUGGUGCCUCCCCUGCUUUGCCUGUAUAACCACUAAAAAAUAUGGCGAGUGUCUCUGUCUCCCCCUGGUGGACAUCUUCCUAGGAGAGAUUGUCCCGCCCGUCGCCAUGACCAUGAGGAUGUCCAUGAGACAUCGCUACGGCAUCAGAGGAACCAUGGGUAAUGACUGCGUGUGCGCCACCUUCUGUAUGGCCUGUGUCUGGUGCCAGAUGGCCCGAGAGAUGAAGGAACGAGACAUUCCCAUUGUUCUGGUUAACACCUAUAAGAAGUCCUUUGCAUAAGACAUCUUUGGAAUUAUUAUCGUCUUUUUAUAAUAACACAGUGACUACAUAAAAAAGGGUGUUUUAUAGCUAUAACAGUCCAAACAUACAUUUGCAUAAAAUAUACAAAAAUAUGUAAAACAGGGCCCACAGCCUUUUAGUAGAAGUUAGCUUGAUUUUUAUUAUCUAUUUAUUGAAGUUAGCUAAUCUUCAGACGUUUGACUGCCCCCACUAAGCACUACAGUACCAUAAUUAUUGCUGCCCUCAUGUGGAAGUAAACGGUAAUGCAGGACACGAUGCACUAGCUUGUUCACUUUUGUCCAAAUCAUCCUUUUACAACUCAUAAUAGUUUAAAACAUAUUUUCCGACUGAUAAACAUUUUUAAAUAUCUGUAUUAAUGACUGUGUAACAUUUUAACAAUUAGCUUUUUUUUAAUUAUGAAAAUAAAAACUCAGGGAUGUUUCAUGUGUUGCUUUGCUGCUAAUAUAAUAUUUCAUACACCACUUGU
This is a messenger RNA of Doryrhamphus excisus (bluestripe pipefish), 953 nucleotides long. It is a transcript of the gene ponzr2, whose product is annotated as plac8 onzin related protein 2. The record is from RefSeq and is a predicted model, not a curated record. Lineage: Eukaryota; Metazoa; Chordata; Actinopteri; Syngnathiformes; Syngnathidae.